Apis laboriosa (Himalayan honeybee) is the source of this 5506-nucleotide messenger RNA. RefSeq lists its product as uncharacterized. Lineage: Eukaryota; Metazoa; Arthropoda; Insecta; Hymenoptera; Apidae. The transcript is spliced from 5 exons. The record is from RefSeq and is a predicted model, not a curated record. Bases 262 to 1347 code for a protein of 361 amino acids.
ACAACUGGCGAACAUCUAUCCAUCCGUCUAUCGCGCGAGUACACGCUCGAUGACAAGGUAUCACUGACCCGCGGCAGUCAGAGUACGCGGGGAUACGCGCGAGAGGAUAGAGGAUAGGUCUCGCUCGCUCCUUGGCUGCCACGCGCCACCGCGAGUGCCUGCCUGCCUGCCUGCCUGACUGCCUGACUGCCUGACUGCCUGCCUGACUGCCUGCCUGCGUGCCACGAGAGUAGUGAUCGUCGUCACAAGUGCUAUGCGAAUAUGACGAUUGGCGAGGAUACGGCGAUCGCUCACGAUCGAGGGGAAAUCGCGAUGGAGGCGAUUCUAGUUCGCGACCAAAGGACCACUUCGCACAGAGUUCUCGAACAUCGAGCAUCGCCGAAUAAACCGAUGGGGGCCGAUUGCCCCGGCGUCGGGGCUACCGAUACCAAAUGGUACAAAAGAGUUCUGGAUAAGAGCUUCCUAUGCGAAGCUGCGAUUAGUCCGACGAUAGAGAGAAACGAUCGGAACGAGAGACGCUUAUCCCGUGAUUCCGCGUGUCCUGUACCUGCUUUUUACGACGAUCGAGGGAUACGAUCGAGACGCAACCCAUCGUCAGACGUCACCGCGACCACGUGGCUCAGGUUAGGCAGUCUUUUGGUGAUCUUGCUGGUGGUCUCGGUGCACGCCGCUCCAGCGAUGACCCUCGAGGACAAACGACUGAGCUCGACCCCCAAGUGGGUGAAUCCUUGCGGCCUCGCGGCCGAAGAUUUUACCGGAGAUUUGGAAGUGGUGCAGCUCACGGACUCGCAGCUCCUUCAUCAGGUCGUCGUUCAAGCGAAAACAGCGCUGAUGCACGCCAAACUUUUUCGCGACGAUUACGCUAGAAGAACGUACAAAAUCGACUUUGCCGAUCUACAUUCGACCUUUAAAGAUCAUUACAAUUGGCUUCCUGGCCCGAACGAAAUUCCCAAGGAACUAGGAGAGAACCUGAAUCAAGAAUACCUUGACAGAUUAGAACUCGAUACAGCCCUCAUCGACGCGUAUGAAUACAUGCAAAAGUAUGCCGUGGGUCUGGAACAGAUUGUUUGGGAUCAAGAGGAUCUUCAACUCGAGUUUCGCAACCAAUUUAAGGAGACCGAAUACAAACUGCGAACGGUGCUGUGCGAGCUGCAGGUAGCGCUAGUGGAACGUCAACUGUCGUCACGGCCAGACGUGACACGGGACAUCAUGAAGUCCGAUUUCCGGAAACAAUCUUCGGAGACGCAUCGAAAUUUACGCGAUUGGUUGAUCUUUCGGGAUUACAUGAACGGGCUUGAAUACGUGAUACAGGUGUUCGAACACCUACGCCGUGGACUUCAAUCCUGAGGGUGGCAAGGCGGAAGCCGAAGAAGGGCUACCAGGCGACGACUCGCCCAUCUCAGGAAACCGGACCAACCCUACCUGGAUGGCCAUCUCUCGUCAUAAGAUCGGAGAAGAAAACAGGGGAAGAACCUAGACGGUUCUCCAAGCAGGUCAGGGGCUAUUUAACCCGUCUCGGUUCCAGUCGGAUGUGAUCUCGAAUGGCGACGAUCGGCCUAUCCGUCGGUCACCGGAUCAUCACCCAGUGUCGAGCAACCGCGUAAUAAAGUGAAACCGAUGGAUAUUCCGUAUUCGUUCGAACGUGUGAAACGUGUCAAACGCGCGCGCGCGCGUGUGUGUGUGUACAUAUAUAUAUAUAUAUAUAUAUAUCUCUGUUGCGAGUUGUUGACUAUCGUUAAGUGACUUUGAAAACGUUGACGAGAGAAUCGUGAAAGAAAAUCGUGUCCACGUUUCCCGUCCAUCUUCUACACACGCAUACACACACACACACACAUACACACACGUACACGCACAUCGUCAUCGUCAUCGAGAAGAUCAUCGGGAGAGGCAUCCGGCGAAGAAGUGAGAAUAACAACAGCAGGAAGAAGAAGAAGAGUCGUACGAUGAUCAACAGCCCAUUGGCUUUCGCCGCUGUAAAUUCGUGUGCGAGAUGUAUAUAUAUAUAUAUAUAUAUAUAUAUAUUGAAUUUCGCAUGCAUUUAUGCUAGCACGCGUUCCAUUGUGUGUUCCACGCGUGAAAAUUCAUAUCCAAAGUAUAUAAUAAUCGUAACGUGAAAAAGAAUAAAGAUGACGGAUCGAAGAGGAAGGAUAGAGAAGCAGUUUCUCGAGAGAGAAAGAGAGAGAGAGAGAGAGAGAGAGAGAGAGAGAGACGUCUUAUCGUUCGUCAAUGAGAUUUUCCAUAGUCGGUUGAACGAAAAACGUAUUGUAUCUAGUUUCUCGCAUUAUUUGAUAGAGCUGCUUUUUUUUUUUUUUUUCGUAUUUUUCAUAUCCUAUUCGACGAAUAAAUCUUUUUUUUUAUUAAAAUUACUCUACGACGUUUUACCGGUGGACGCCUAGCUUUUUUUCCUUUUAUUCGUUAUUUCGACGAUAUAUAAUUUUAUCUUAAUAGAGAGAUUUCAUUUUUAAUCGGGAAAAUUGUUCAAAAUGGAAAGACUCGAUCGAGAUAACGUAUCAUCGAUGAAGGUAUAAUAUAUCGUCGAUAAUCGUUGUUUCCGUUACAAUAUAUCUAUUUUAUUUUGAAUAAUUCUCCCCUUAAAAAUGAUAAUUUGUAUUAUCGUUUUAUUUUAUUGGAAUAAAGCAGCGAUAUCAAGGAAGCGGGCGAUUCGAGGAGAUUUUUAUUGAUCGAGGAUCGAGGAUUGAGAAACGAAAGGAAAGGAUAAGACGUGAAUGAGAUCGUGCCGAAAGAGGGGGAAAAGGAAGGAUUCGGAGGGAAUCCGUUUAAACGAGCUUGUACACCGCAGCGGUGUUAUUAUCCUAAGUAUACAAGAAUAUACAGUAUUCGCGCUUUAACUUAGAUUAUUCGCGUCGUAUCAAAAUAAAUUUUACGUGUAUGUUUGUCGCGUGUAUCGUCACGCGAGCCGAGGAAACGAGCACAAAAUCGUUGAACACGUCAACUGAUUGAAACGCAAAACUUUCGACGAGCCGUUCGCGCCCCGUUCUUAAUCCUAUGUAAUAAUUUAUUAUCUAACUGUAAUAUUAUUAUAUUUGUAUUUAUUCAGAUUAUUUAUUUUAUUUUUGUAAAGAUUUUACAUGUCCGAUCAACUGUAUUUAAAGUGUCUAGUUGAGCUUAAAAAUUAUCUAGAGUAUAACAGAGAGAGAUACAGAAGGAUAUAUAAUUAUAAUUAUUAUUAUUAUUAUUAUUAAUUAUUAUUAUUAAUUAUUAUCAUUAUUAUUAUUAAUAUUAUUAGUAAAAUUUUUUAAUAGUAUCGUAGGGGAAGAAGAAGGAAACGCACCGAAGCGGCCGACGCCAUUUUACGUUACGCGCCGCGCUGCUGCUGCAAUCUCCCUUCGCUUCACGUAUCUUUUUCACGGUAUGCGAAUAUAGAAAUUUAUUUGAAAGACAACGAUUGGCAAAAAUUCGUUUCUCUCGUAUUUUUUAUUCGUUGCGAGGAUUAUAUCCUGGUAAAAAAAAGCGUAAAAAAAAAAAAAAAAAAAAAAAAAAAAAAAUGAAUAUUCGGUUAACAUUAAAUCGAUUUUUUUAUCCGACAUUGAUUCGAUGGAUGGCCUGUUAGAAAAAUUCUUCUUUUUCUUCUUUUUUCUUUUUUCUUUUUCUUUUUUUCCCCCUUUUUUUAUACAUAUAUAUACACACAUAUAUAUACAUAGCAGAGAGAGAGAGAGAGAGAGAGAGAAAGCUUCAUACUUCCGUUUUAGAUCUAGCGAUAUCCGAGACUGUUGCGAACCGAACGAAACGCCAUCUUCUACGAUACUCGAAAGCGCUAUGUUUUUAUCUUAAAAAUAUCUUUUAAUCUCUGGAGAGAAUUUUAAUCGUUCGACUCAAUUCGAUUUUAUCUCUAUCGAUUUUUCUAUCAUUUAAACCUUUUAUCCAAACCUGUUUUUUUUUUUUUUUUUUUUUAUUUCAUCGACUUUCGUGUCUAGAAGAGAGCGUCGCGUUAAGUUUUGGCGUCGAUAUUUGCUCGAAGACGGCCGACCUCACAGAUCUUUUCGUACUUACGAUUUAUCCUCGAAGCUUAGAGACAAGGUUUAAAUCCAUGUUGUGUCCUGUAAAAAAAAAAAAAAAGAAAAAAAAAAGACAGAGAUCGUCGUACUUUUUACGUACUUUUACGUUUUAAUUCUCGUGUCAUCGGCGGCCUAUCAAGCUUAUCAUAGGUAAAGAAGAAGUUGAUAAAAGUGUUCGAAAAAAAUUCACGGGUUAAUCGUAUUGUGUGAUUUUCUUUUCCUUUUUUUUUUUUUUNUUUUUUUUUUUCCCCUCUUAAGUGUACGCGCAUUAAACGAAACUUUGAAUUUUCAUAUCAUCGUAUCUGUGAUAUGCAUCGCCCUUCGUAAGAUUUAUCAUCUUUGAAUCGCACUGAGUCUUCUGCCGAGGGAGAAGUAGAGAGAGAGAGUAUACGAGAGUGUGUGCUUUAAUUUGAAAUAACGAGAGAGAGAGAGAGAGAGAGAGAGGGAGAGAAAGGCCGAUCUAUGUGGCAAUGUCGAUCUCAUAAAUCGAUCUCGAAUACGCAUUUUCCAUUUUAUCACCGCUAUUUUAUAUGUUUUUUUUAUUUAAUAGAUCAUUUAUCGUUUAAAAGUAUCGAUCAUUUUCUAGCAUCUUUUUCAUUUUUUUAAAAUAAGAAAGACUGCCACUGUUUAAGUUCGAUCGUUUCAAAUAAUCGUGGAAUCGAGAUCUAUUUAAAAAUUAUUGUUCGUUCGAUCGGAAAUUUUUUUCUUUUUCAAUCAAAUUCGGCAAUUUAAUAAUUUUCGAUCGCAAGCAGCAGCGCAGCUUGUUCGAGCGUCGUCGAUUAGCAAAAUAAUCCUACCGAUUGCCGAUAUACGAAUGCUGUUUUUAUUAUUAUUAUUAUUAUUAUUAUUAUUAUUAUUAUUAUUAUUAUUAGUAUUAGUAUUAUUAUUAUUACUAUUAUUAUUAUUAUCAUUAUUAUUAUUACUAUUAUUAUUAUUAUUAUUAUUAUUAUUAUUAUUAUUAUUAUUAUUAUUAUAUAUUCCAAUCGACGACACAAUCGAAAUUCACAAUUCUAUUAAAUUAUCGUGAACGCGGGUAUUUUGUUUCUCCGGUUAUAUUUCUCUACAUUAGAAAACAGCGUACCCGCGUGUAAAGAUACGUGGAACGUGCCGUGCAAAAUGAUACGAUGCAUCCACCUUAUUCUCCAACUGUUCUCCAUUAGAAGAAUCCGUUUCUAUCCGAACGAUAGGAAAGAAACAAUCGGUAUUAUCGAUACGAUCGUAAGGAAAGAAAAAGUAUCGAUUCGGGAUUGACGAGUUUUGCAGGCACGUUCCGCGGGAUCGAUAUACGCGCGAUAUACGGCAAAUUGUUAUGUAAGAUAAUUAUCGGAUCGCUUGGUAUAACGUUGUACAUAAACGGAUUUGAUGAUAUAGAAAGCUACGAAAUAUAAUUAUGUAUGUGAAUAUGUAAUAAUAUGUACACGGGCCCCUCCCCCGCAACGCCCGAUUGCUCUGUUGUAUCAUAUUAAACCAAAGACAGUUUGAACACGGAA